This is a messenger RNA of Trematomus bernacchii (emerald rockcod), 857 nucleotides long. Its product is annotated as zinc finger BED domain-containing protein 1-like. The transcript has 2 exons. The record is from RefSeq and is a predicted model, not a curated record. NCBI's taxonomy places the organism in Eukaryota, Metazoa, Chordata, Actinopteri, Perciformes, Nototheniidae. Bases 145 to 669 code for a protein of 174 amino acids. Gene Ontology annotation, molecular function: protein dimerization activity.
UUUAAACCAACCCUGCACCUCUUCAACAACUCAUUGCUGGCAGUGCAGGAGGAUGACACAGACCUCACAAAAAGCAUAAAAAAGAAGAUACUAGACUAUCUCAAUGAUAAAUAUGAUGACGCAGCGACACAAGAGCUGCUUGACAUGGCCUCUGCCCUGGACCCGAGAUUCAAGCUCAAAUAUGUCAGUGAGGACAAUCGAGGAUCCAUUGAAGCCAGCCUGACAACUGAGAUGAGGAGGGUGAUGACACUCAUGGAGAACGCCCCUCUUGAGACGGCAGCGGUGCCUGCAGAUGACACGGAGGAUGCUGCUGCAGCUGCACCAAAGAAGAAAAAGAAGGGACUGGGGAGCUUCUUCAAGGCCACCGUAGACCAAGCUGCAGAACCUCAACCUGCUCUGGAAAAGGACAAGGCCAUAGCUCUUGAGCUACAGUCCUACCUCCAGGCAGUGCCACUGGAUGCUGAGGAGGACCCACUAAAGUGGUGGAGGGAAUCCCGGAAGUUCUACCCACGGCUCUCCAUCCUGGCAAGGAAGUAUCUGUGCAUCCCAGCCACAAGUUCCUCUUCAGAGAGGGUCUUCAGUACAGGUGGCAAUAUUGUCACCUGCCUGCGCUCGUCUCUGAAACCAGACCAUGUAAACAGGCUGGUUUUUCUUGCAAAAAAUCUUUAAGAGAUGACAUGAGCAGCCCUACCAGCAUUUGCCAUGGUGGCCAUGUUGGCUAUAUGUUAAGGAGUUGUCAGUAGGUUGUGACAGUGCACUGCAACAUAUUUGAUUUAAUUUAUUUUGGUCUAAUUUAUUUUUAUUUAUCAUAUUAAUAUAUGUUUAGUAUGGUUUUGGAAGUGCGCUCCAUUAUGUGU